This is a messenger RNA of Pteropus alecto (black flying fox), 1720 nucleotides long. It is a transcript of the gene HMCES, whose product is annotated as 5-hydroxymethylcytosine binding, ES cell specific. The coding region runs from base 167 to 1231 and encodes 354 amino acids. The record is from RefSeq and is a predicted model, not a curated record. Gene Ontology annotation, biological process: DNA damage response. The transcript has 7 exons. Gene Ontology annotation, molecular function: single-stranded DNA binding. Lineage: Eukaryota; Metazoa; Chordata; Mammalia; Chiroptera; Pteropodidae.
ACACGCUGGACAGCGAAGAAGCUGAGUUUCGAUGCUACUAAUAGCACCCUCUCAGCCCUGGUUGCCGUCACCCAGGUUAGCCGCUGCUCGCUGGUGUGAGGAUCCCAGAAAGGGAGAGAAGGAAAAGGAGUGGGGACGAGACGGUUGUAAGAAACAGUGUUGAAGAAUGUGUGGGCGAACAUCCUGUCACUUACCUAGAGAUGUUCUCACAAGAGCUUGUGCCUAUCAAGAUCGGCAGGGCCAGCAGCGGCUCCCAGAGUGGAGAGACCCUGACAAGUACUAUCCCUCAUACAACAAGAGCCCUCAAUCAAAUAGCCCAGUGCUUCUGUCGCGACUACACUUUGAGAAGGGUGCAGACUCAUCUGAGCGUAUCAUUGCUCCCAUGAGAUGGGGCUUGGUCCCAUCUUGGUUCAAAGAAGAUGAUCCUUCCAAGCUGCAGUUCAACACUGCCAACUGUCGUAGUGAUACCAUAAUGGAAAAACGGUCUUUCAAGGUGCCUUUGGGAAAGGGAAGACGCUGCGUUGUUUUAGCAGAUGGAUUCUACGAGUGGCAGCGAAGUCAGGGAACAAGCCAGAGGCAGCCAUACUUCAUCUACUUCCCCCAAAUCAAAACAGUAAAGUCAGGCAGCAUUGGUGCUUCCAACAAUUCUGAAGACUGGGAGAAAGUCUGGGACAACUGGAGACUACUAACAAUGGCCGGACUCUUUGACUGCUGGGAACCACCAGAGGGAGGAGACUGCCUGUAUUCCUACACCAUCAUCACAGUGGAUUCCUGCAAAGGCUUGAAUGACAUCCACCAUAGGAUGCCUGCCAUAUUAGAUGGAGAGGAGGCAGUCUCUAAAUGGCUUGAUUUUGGUGAGGUCUCAACUCAGGAAGCUCUGAAGUUAAUCCACCCCACAGAGAAUGUCACCUUCCAUCCAGUCUCUCCCGUGGUGAACAACUCCCAAAACAACACUCCUGAGUGUCUGGUUCCUGUCGACUUAUUGGUCAAAAAGGAGCUCGAGGCAAGUGGCAGCAGCCAGAGGAUGUUGCAGUGGCUGGCCAAAAAGUCACCCAAAAAGGAAGACCUCAAAACACCCCAAAAGACAGAGUCAGAUGUGCCCCACUGGUCCAGCCAGUUCCUACAGAAGAGCCCAUUCACCACCAAGAGAGGUAGUGCUAGACUCCUGGAGCAAUGGCUGAAGCAAGAGAAAGAGGAAGAGCCAGUGGCCAAGCGGCUUCAGAGCCAGUAAUGCAGGACUUUCAGAGACCAAGGUCACAGUUUGCUGCACUAAAUACUGUUGCUGAUAAUAGAUUCUUGUAUUGUGUAUGUAUGGAUUUGCUUUAGGGGGAGGUAGCACAGUGUUAGUUGACAGUUGUGGGUUCAUGGGGGAACGGCAAUUCUGGCUGUGACCAGGAACCCAUGAUGGGGCUGUGGGCAGCCUGGGAAGAAGUAGGAGUGGAACCUUUCCUCAAAGCCUGACCCUACGUGCAUUUCUUAGCCCCAACCUGACCUGGUCCUGUUAGCAAAAGGCCAUUUUCAGCUCAGCCUUUGGGCUCUUUCAGUCUUUUGCAAUUAAGUUUUUAAAACAUUGUAUUUUUUUCUGAAUAAAUUAUAUUUGAUAAACUUUCUACAUUUCAGAAAAUGCAGCUAAUGUUGAGGAGAGUUCUGGGUUACUGUUUGGGGCUUUCUGUAGACAAAACUGCUUUUUUGGAAACAAUAAAAAGGCUUAAGGGGGUUC